Moneuplotes crassus is the source of this 920-nucleotide messenger RNA. NCBI's taxonomy places the organism in Eukaryota, Ciliophora, Spirotrichea, Euplotida, Euplotidae. The record is from the annotation of a GenBank genome assembly.
GUUAAAAUAAAUGAAUUCACUAACUAAACGUUACUACUGUCAUAGCUGCAAGGCUGAGUUUAGAGAAGAACAAGGAGAAGAGGUUAGAUGCAGCCGCUGCUCUAGCAUCUUCUGUGAAGAAGCAGACCAGGAUUACUCAGAGGAAUCUGAGUGUAAAGAUCGAGAUGAAAUCGAAGCUGAAAGAUCCAAUCCCUACUCUCAGGGCAAGAGCUUUAACCUUGAAGAUGUAAUACAAGCUCAACCAGAUGGAAAUACUCAAAGAGUGAUUAGGAUAGAGAAUAAUAUGGGAACCGUUACUUUAGAUGGAAUGUUCAAUGGUCUUGCAGACAUGCUGGGAGGGGUUCUAGGCAACCAACUUGCUGAGCAAGUGGCUCAAAGAUCUAUGGAUAAUGUCGUUGAGCAAAUUAUGCAUAGCGAUCCUAAUCAAGAUGGAGCUCAGCCAGCAUCGAAGAAAUCUAUUGACUCACUAUCCAAAGGAAAUUAUGAGACCUUAUCAACUAAUAUUGAAUGACAGGAUCUCAAGUUAGUAAGUAAAGAGGGAAAGAGGAUAUACUUAGAAGAAGCAAAAAAUAAUUGAAACAGUAACGAUUGAAGUGUAUGCAAAGAAAAGUUUGAUCCAGUUGAUUCUGAACUUACCAGAAUGCCAUGCAUGCAUAUCUUCCACAAUGCCUGAAUUUUACCAUGGCUCGAAAAACAUAACUCAUGCCCUACCUGCAGAUUCGAACUCCCAACAUACGACGAAGACUACCAACCCUCCAAAAAUUCCAACCCCACACCUCCCUCUACUGGUGAAACAAUCAUCCAAGACGGUUCUCCAACCGGCGAGAGCAACUCCCCUCCAGCUCCAGCCAUCAUCAGCACCCACUCAUUCAACAUCACCCACUCAUCCUAACUCUGAUUCAAUAUUCCCCACACAAAAA